GAGGAACCAUGACAGUCAGCAGAAUUGCAUGCUUGGAAUUCUAGCUACCGACUUUUGCUUGGAAGGAGCCCGUCGUUGUUGAGACCACUGGGCGAGAAGCUGCGGUGACUUCCUGAGCACACAGGCACCUCAACACGAAACGCAGCGGCUGUUUAUUUGUUUGAAGGAAGUCAGCAGGGUGCUCGAUACAUUAUCGCCAGCGACAGGAAUUACAGCCAAACAACAAGCAUCAUUCAGUGUCAGCCAGAGGUAGCAGCUGGAGCUCUCUCAGGCGGCUCGACCCUGCUGCUACUCUCGAGCCUGUUAAUUCCUGCCUAACCUCAAAGUAGCUUUUCCAGACAACACACUGGGUCAACAAUGUCUGCGGAUUCCCUUCCUGAAAACCAGGUCUACAUCCGUGAUAUCGACUUAUCGACAGGAAGGCACCUUUUCCAAAGCCCCUGACUACCGGUGUCUGUGGGUGUCAGCUUCCUUCCGCAACAACUUCCUGGCCACUGCUGUUGCUUUUCACCUUCUUGUAGCACUUACAGGAUGACAUAGUGGUUACAGAAACAUUUUUGGGCUGUAUGGGUAUUGUGCAAGCACAUGUCCUGCUGGAGAUAACUUGAGUGGAUCCAUGCCGGACUAGGAAUGCUUUGUAGUCGACUAAACCUUUAACUUCUCCAGGGAUACAGACAGAAGAAACAGGGAUUUCCCUGAAGGAAUAAAAAACUCUAUUAAAUCCACAUUCUAGAAAAGACCAUCGCCCCUCCAGUUCCCUGCCCUCCCAUUGCCAGCCCCAGUACCAUGCUGGGUGCACUCCUGCGAAGGAACAUGUCUCAGAAGUUGAGUGUGCUGCUGAUGGUAUUCGGCCUGGCGUGGGGAUUUAUGCUGCUGCGCUACACUGUGCAGCAGCCUCGCCAUCAGAGCAGCUCUGAGCUACGGGAGCAGAUACUGGAGCUCAGCAGGCGAUAUGUCAAGGUCCUGACAGAGGAGAACCAGAAUAUACCAGGUGGGCCGCAGGGAACAUCCAUGGCUGGUUACGCUGAUCUGAAGAGGACUAUAGCUGUGCUACUGGAUGAUAUUCUGACGCGGCUGGUCAAACUGGAGGGGAAAAUCGAGCUUGUUGUCAAUGCCUCUUCCACUAACACCUCCCACACAGCAGGGGGCGUCCUUGCCUCUGCCCCCGCUGACCUACAGAAAUCCUCAAAGCACGAGACAGCUGGCAGCCACCCAGGGACGUCACGCCUGCACCCACACAUCCCUAAAAGGCCUCGGCCACGUCAAAGAAUAUAGUCCUAAUAGAAAUCUUUAUUUAUUUUGUUUGGCUUAUCACAUUUUCCAGCAUCUAUCACUGAUGUAAUCACAUCAGACUAGUGAAAAGCAAUACUGAGAUUUAUGGACAUCGAUCAACUUGAAAAUGUGGACACUUCUAAGAAAUGUUCUACGCUAUCAGAGGGAAGAAAAAGACUUCUAUAUGCUCUCUCCUGUCACAUGCUGAUAUCUAUUUAUUUUUUACCAAGACUAUCCAGCAUAUUUUUUUAUAUUCACAUUGCUCAUUGUAUUUUGCUUGAAUUUUAACUUUUUUUUUUUUUUUGAAUGUCACAUUGAAAUCUUAUGACUGUUUCAGCAAAAGCAAAGAAGUAGAAACACUCGUUUACAUAGGUUUCAUUUUAUAAAUAGCUCUGAAGUCUCACCUAUCAACAAAGUGAACUACAGUAUGUUUCAAAACUUCAACAUGUCAUAAUGCUGACUAAACCAAUAUACUCAUAGUUAGGAUAAGCUAAAUAUCAGUUUUAGCUGGUGUAGCUUCUCAAUACUAUAAAACUAUUCUACUUUUGGCUUAUACCUAUAUGUAGUUUGAAGGACAGUUAAAACAGAUAAUCCAAAGAAUGUUAUUGCACCUCAUCCGAAGGAAGUAAAAAUGUGUAUUUAUAAUUUUCCUGUUGAUUAGUUGAUGCCUAUUUGCCACUUAACAUGAGUGGGAUGUGCUUUGUUUUCAGAUCUAAUGUUUCCCCGGCCAGCUGUCCAGAAAUGUUUAAUUUAGGUUUGGAACAGAUUGAAUGUACUGUGUAGUCAGUCUUUAGCCUUGUAAUGCUGUUAAGUAGACUGACCUACUGCUUACUCAUGUUCAGGGUUCAUCUUGCACUGUGACUCUAUAGAGAGUAUCUAAAAAUACUGGACUCAUCCAUCCUUUACUAUAAGGAUAUUUGAAGGGUGUGGACAUGGGGGGGGACGUUGGUAUAUUCACUCUACACACCCUUAUCCUGAUCCUAAAUAUAGUUUCUGCAGCAAGAAAGAUGGCCAAUAUUGUCAUCCAAACUUCUUGGGGAAUGUAGAUGUUGUACUGAAAUAUGAGGAAGUUACUUCAUAUCUUAGUUACAAACAGAAACUUAACUGAAUGUGAAGGCCUCACGUCUUAAUAAUCACUCUGUGGGUUAACCGUGUCUAUAUUGAGUGAUGCCAUAAAUGUACUUGGCUGUAUAAGGUAGACAAGAUGGUGAUCCAGUUAGCUGCUGUCGGAUAGAUUUACUAAAGAAUAGACUAUGGACAUUUAAACCCACCCCACCCCCACUUUAAAAGCUGUUUUGUAUCAGGUCAAUUUCUUAAUUUCCAUGAAUUAAAGCAAGUUAAAAACCAA
Labrus bergylta (ballan wrasse) is the source of this 2620-nucleotide messenger RNA. It is a transcript of the gene ccdc126, whose product is annotated as coiled-coil domain containing 126. Gene Ontology annotation, cellular component: membrane. The record is from RefSeq and is a predicted model, not a curated record. NCBI's taxonomy places the organism in Eukaryota, Metazoa, Chordata, Actinopteri, Labriformes, Labridae.